AUGCGACAUUCAUCAACAGCCAAUCAUGAUAGUGAUCAUAACCACGCAUCAACAACAACAACAAUAAUAAACGGAAUGAAUGUUCAUAACAACAAUAACCAUCAUCCUCCAAAGCGCUCAUUAGAGGACUACGGUUUUCAAAGUAAUUUCAAACGACGACGACAUCUUUCACCACAAAAUGCCAACAUCGACAUAAACAAUGCUAAUGAUUCCACAUCUUUGACUCCCAUAAAGAAAAAAACGAGAACAAAAUCAAAAAAUCAAUCGGUUUUAAAUUCAUCGUUGGAAGCAAACUAUGAACGGAAUUCAAUCAACGAUAUUCAGACACCUCGUAAAACAUCAUCUCGACAUGCGAUUUCAUCUCAGCAAAUGACUGAAAUUAGUUUACCUAAUUGGCAAAACAUAUGUCCAAAUAUUGAUCAAAUACUCUCGAAUAAACACACGCAAUCUGGUGUAUUUGCACAUGAAGUUCAAUUGGUUCAACAAGAAUUAGAAGCACUUCUAUCAAUGUCGAUCGUUAGAGAAAAUAUUCUUCGAGAUAUUUGCAAUCCACCUGCGAAUAAUUCGGAUACAAUACGUUCGAAAAUUCGCAAACAUCAAGAGGCCGAACGCGUCUAUUCGUCAAAGAAACUCGUGAAAAAGCCAUUACCAUCGUUAACCAAUUCUCAUCAUCAUCAUCAUCAUCAUCAGCGACAGAAUGCGACACAUGUCCUACUUGACAGACAAGUAGCCAUGCAACCAAUACUCGGCGCACGUAUUGAUCAAAUCUGGUCGGAUAUUAAUACGUAUUAUCGUAAAAUAUCAUCAAAUGAUAUAUCUACGAUUGAGAAUCUAGUCGAAUAUCAUCAACAUUUAGAAAAGAAAUUCGAAGAGAUAAAGUCGAAUUACGAUGAGCAAUCGAAGUUGAUCGAAAAAUUAACCGAAGAAAAUUAUCAACAAUUAAUCGAAUUCUCACAAGUCAAUCCAUUGGUAACGCAUUAUGUUGAUCGAACAACAUUAGGAUCAUUUCAAUCAAAGAUUUACGAACAUAUGGGACGAACGUCUCCUGUUUAUCGUACGCCGAUUUCCAGUCCUAUGCAUGGCAAAGCCAUAAGUAAUCAUUUUGAUGUAAAAGAUAUCAAUGCCGCUUUAAGAAUUUCAUCACGAUUACAUUCGAAUGAAAUUUCAAAUGCUCGAACAGGAUUAUUUUCACUACCAAAUAUUAAAGUUGAAGACGAUCCGGAAGCAUCAGCAUUGCCAUUAAAAUCGAAAAAGAAAAGCAAAUUGAUAUCCCAUCCAUCAUCAGCGAUGAAAUUUCAACAGCAAUUACAAUUAGUUCAGGAUUAUUUAACCGAUCAACAUCCUAACCCAACGGAAAAUGCGAAAAGGCAAUUAUUUCACGAAAUGAAGUCAACAAAAAAACGCAAAACAUCUCUUUCUAUAUCCACACCAAUGAUAAUCAACAAUGUCGAGCCUUGUACAGAUAUAUUUCAAUCGAAGAUAUCGAUGUCAAUAGAUUUAUUACACGAAUGUUCAACAAUCAGUUCUUGUGCACUGAAACGUGCACGUUUACUAUCAGAUAAUGAACAAACUUGGCAAAAACUAACGGCAAUCGAACGCGAUUUAGAAGCUUUAAUUACUAAACUGAAUGUCACCGGUGGUUAUGCGAAUAGUUCAAGUACGGAGAAAGCAUUUCAGAAUCUUGCUCAACUAUUAUCAGAUUGGCAAAAAUAUGAAGAAGAAUUUGACCAACAAUUAGAAGAAUUAGUGUGCAUUGAUCAAUCAUAG
Adineta ricciae is the source of this 1767-nucleotide messenger RNA. Lineage: Eukaryota; Metazoa; Rotifera; Eurotatoria; Adinetida; Adinetidae. The record is from the annotation of a GenBank genome assembly.